AUGACUUCCAAAAACGUCGCCCUCGUCUUCGGCGCAAGUGGCAUCUCCGGCUGGGCCGUCGCCAAAAAUGUCCUCUCCUAUCCUACCUCUACGACCUUUUCCCGCGUUAUUGGAUUAACGCAUCGUCCUAGGACGGUCGAGGAGAGUGGCCUGCCUCAGGAUCCUCGUCUGGAGCUGCACUCGGGGAUCAACCUGCGCAGUAGCUUGGAUGAUGUGCUUGGACAAAUGCAGAAGAUUCCGAACGUGGAUGAGGUUACGCAUGUUUAUUAUUUGGCCUAUUCCAAUGCCACGGCAUAUAGCGAAAACGUCAUGGACAUCAGAGACAUCAACGUCAACAUGACAUCCAACGCGGUCCACGCAUGCGACCGUCUCUGCACGAAGAUGAAGUUCUUCGUGUUGCAGACUGGAACUAAUAACUACGGCGUCGCCGUCUUCCGCUUCCAAGACCAAAUCGAGAUCAACCCCCCGCUCAAAGAAAACCAGCCGCGCAUUCCCUCCCCCUGGGGCGACGAGAUCUUCUACUACGGCCAGGUGGAUAUCAUCAAGGAGGCGAAUCGGGGGAAGAGCUGGAAGUGGUGUGAGGUGCGGCCUGAUCAGAUUGUUGGCCACGUCCCAACCCCAACAAGCAUGACCUUCGUCGAGCCCCUCGCCCUCUACCUCGCCCUCUACCGCUACGUCAACGGCCCCAACGCACGCGUGCCCUUCCCGGGAACCUACAAGAACUACACGCACACGUACACGCCCUCCUCGCAGGACAUCAUCGCCCGCUCUGAGAUCUACCUCUCCGUCGUGCAGCCGGACAAGGCCCACAACGAGGCUUUCAACACUGCAGACAGUGAUACCCCCGCGCCGUGGAGUACCAUGUGGCCGCUUAUGUGUGAGUAUUAUGGGCUGAAGGGGGAGGAUGCGGUCCCUGGGGGGACGAGCUGGGGGGGCAUUGAUGGGUGGUGGGAGGAGCAUGGUGAUGAUUACGAGCGGAUGUGUGGGGAGUAUGGGCUGCAGAAGAGAGGCGUUAGUGAGGGGAGUUGGGUGUUCUUGAAGGCUGGUUUUACGUUGUUGGAGAGGAGUCGGCAUAUGAGUUUGGAGAAGAUUAGGGGGGUGGGGUUUCAGGAGGAGUUUCCUGUCGGACAUGGGUAUUGGAGGGUUUUUGAUUAUUUGGCUGGGGAGAAGAUUACGCCGGAUUUUAAGUAG
Molecule: messenger RNA, 1191 nt
Organism: Aspergillus campestris IBT 28561
Lineage: Eukaryota; Fungi; Ascomycota; Eurotiomycetes; Eurotiales; Aspergillaceae
Product: SDR family oxidoreductase
Exons: 4
Coding region: 1-1191 (396 amino acids)
Source: RefSeq, a predicted model, not a curated record